CCAUAAGAUAAACAACAUCGGCGGCUGCGGGCCAGUGAUAAGGAAGCGACGUCCCGGCGAGCAAAUCAAAACAUAAUAAACAGCGACCCGCACUCCUCCGCACCGCCAUUUUAUUAUACGUUCACACUCCGCACCGUCAGCACUAGCAGCGCUGUAGCAUUGCAGGCCCUGGACGUUCAGCUGCAGACUUGUAUAGUGUAUACUGUAUACCACGUUCGAGUGUCGUGAGUUCGUGACCACCGUCGUUGUCGCCCGUCAAAAAGUUUUCGCCUGUAUCGCGCGUGCGUGUUGCUCGUUUGUGCGCACACUUGACCGUGUGUUUUUCACUGCUCGGCGCGUGCGUGUGUACGCGUCUUUUUUCGCGUCUCUCUGUGUGUGUGUGUGUGUGUGUGUGGUGUGUACAUCUCUUUGCUGUUUCAUUUGCCUUCGAUUUUCGUCGUUCAGCGUCAGCUUUCGUCGUCGUCGUUGUUGUUGUCGUCAUCGUCAUCGUCGUCGUCACCAACGUCAUCGUCGCCCCUGCCGUCGUCACAGCGACGGUUACUGUCACGUAGCGAAACACGCCCGCGUGAACGAUAGGGGUUCCUAGGGACCGAACACGCGUCGUCGUCGUCGGCACGCCGUCGUGCGGCUGUGCGCGCGCGAACGCAACCGUGGAAACCGAACGUUCCCGGAGAUGUGAUCGUCGGUCCCGUGGCACUGUCGUAGACGCCAACCGCAAGCACCCAGUCCAGUUGACGUUAUCCGUCGCUUCCGCAGCCGCCACCUUCAACAUGGCGUCGUCCAACACGGAUUCACCUGGUACAAUUUAUAGAUGGAUAGAGAGGAAGCCACUAACAGAAGCAGUUUUGUGGACAUCAAAAGAAAAAUUUUGGUUAAUUACAUCUACAUGCCAUUAUGGGACUCAUGAUUGGAAAUCAGUUGCUCAAGUUCUUAGACAUGUGGGAGAACCUUAUAGACCUCGAGAAUGGUAUGCACCAAAAAACUGUGAACAUCAGUUUAAAAUUGUUGUAUCUAAUCUUAGCAAGGAAUUAAAAUCAUUGCCUUUUAUUGAUAUGCUGCGACAUAUUGCUGAAGGUUUAAGAAAGGAUUAUUUACGAGAAGUUAGUAAAUCAAAAGAAACCUUAAAAUUAAAGUACUGUAAUUUAUACAGUAUUUUGAAUCGUGUGAAACAAGGAAAUUUGUCAAGAAAUGAAAUUGUCAGCCUUUAUUCACAAGCAAGAAGAAAUGAAGUCGAAGGUAAACAAUAUUUGGAUCAACUUAUGACUAAGCAAAAUGCUAGUUUAGCUUCAGAAAAUUCUAGUUCUGGGUUAAUAGAAGAGCCUAUUAAAUGGAAUACACCAUCUGCACCAUUAUUAACAAGUCUUCUAAGAUCUCGUAAUACUAUACCAGCCAAUAGAACUGCCACAACUAUUACUUCUUUAUUACAAUCUCCUGGUGGCACAUCAAGAACUAGAUCUGGAAAAUUAUUACCAUUAACUCCUAGCAUUAGAACUACACAAGGUACUCCUACACUUUCUAAACUGCUUGAAGCUCCAGCAAAUCCUUAUAUACCAAAUCCACCACAAACAGCACAGAAGAAUAAGCUAAGUGAAGUUGUAACAGAAAAGCUUGCGAAUACUUCUAAAAAAGAAAACUCGCAAUCAACAUCAUUAAAUAAAGUACGAGUAGAUAAUAUGACAACCUUGGGAUCUUUUAAUCAAAUCAAUAAAUCUGAUUUAUCAGCUUCGAAGAAACUGAUAACAAAGAGUCCUGUUGCAACAGUUAAAAAUGGAUCGAAAUCAAAUUUAAGUGUUGUUAAUUUAUUAAGUGAUAGCGAAAACGAUGAUGAUAAAAACACCAGUCUUAAAAGUCCGUUUGGAGAAAAGAAGGAUACAAGUAGUAGAGUUGAACCUAGGGCAACAAGAAGUCAAACUAGAGCUGAAGGGGGUUUCAAACAGUUCAAUGAUACUAAACUGCCUGAUGGUAAAAAAGAACGUGAAAGUUUGCGACAACAAAGUGGAGGAUCUCAAACUAAUGAAACACAUUCAAUUAAUGAUGAUGUAACUGAUAUUGACCAAAUUGAAGUUGAACCAUUAUCAUCCGUUCAAGAUGAAAUACAAACUCAAACUCCCUCUAAAAUGACACGAUCUUCUUCGCAAAAACUUCGUUUAUUAAAUCCGGGAGAUAAUUUAUUAACAAAUAAUAAAGUUAAUAACAAAGAAAUUAACAAUAAAAUGGUGGAAGAUAUAUCAGCUAAUUUUAUUUUGAAUAAUUCCUCUUCAAAAACUUUAGCUACACAGUAUCAAUGCUUGUUGGGCGAGCCUAAGGGUAACAGUUCUAAUGUUUCAGAAAGCCUGCUUCCUGUUGAUAGAACUGCAGUUAAAGAUGCUAUUUUGAUUCGCAAAGAUAGCCAAUCUUUGCAAAAUACAUCGAAUACAUCUUCUGAUGAAAAACUAUUAAAACAAAAAGAAGUAUUUGAACUAAAAUCAUCAAAUAUUAAAAGUAUUGAUGACAUCAAUAAUUCACAAAUGUUGUCAACUAACAACCAGCCUAUGUUAGUAGUUAACAAAAUCAAGAAACCAUUUAAUAUUAAACCUACUUCAGAGCAGAAAGUUGAUGAUAUUCAAGUCAUCAAAACAAAUGUGAAAAAGUCCAUGAGAUACAAUAAUAGUUCCCAAAAUGUGGUUAAAUUAUCUGAAAAUAAAUAUACAGUUACUGCUACUGCUGCUGCUGCUGCUGCUGAUGAUGAUGAUGAUAUUGUUAUUGUUGAAGAUGAGAUCAACAUUAAUGACAAUAAUAAAACAACAAUGAAAACUAAGGGGUUAUCAAGUAGUACUGAAUCACAAAACUCAUCUUCAAUAGUUAUUAGUCCUAACAUUUCAAGUGAUUACAAAUCAAACUUGCCUCAAUUAAAUGAAAAAAAAAUUAAAAAUGACAAAACUUCAUGGAAUGUGUUUGGAAAACCCCAAAAUAUUUUGGAUUCUACUAAAAAGUGUCAAGAUAGUAGUGUAUCUAAAAGUAAAAUUAAUAGUAACAUUAGUGAGACUAACAACCGAUUUAUUAAAGAACUAGAUUUUGAUUUUGAUCAAUCGAUUUCUCAAACAUCUUUGGCUGAAUUAUAUAAUGGUGUUGAAGAAAUUGUUGAAAUGCAUUCUUUUGAUAAUGAAGAAUUGAGUUCUUUAAUUGAAUGUGGUCCGUUAAAUAGUAAUGAAACUGAGGAAUGUAGAAAUAUAGUUAGUGUUGACCAAGGUGAUUCCUCUGUGAGUGAAAGUGAUUCAACUAUUGGAGCUUUUGAUACUUUUGCUCAGAUCACAAGAGUACAACAAAAGUCAUCUACUUCUAAAUAUAUUAAUUUAGAUACCAGAGAAUCAAAAAAAACAAACCAGGAAAUAAAACAUUUAAAAGAAAAUGUUUGUCAAUCUGUUAAAAUAGAUGAUAAUCAGAGCACUGCAGUAUCAGUCACUGGAAUACCUAUCUUACAGGGUGUAAUAUCAGAUGUUAUGAAUCAAAUUGAUUUAGAUGGUGUUCCAUCGCUUACAACAUUAAACUCAAAUAAUUCUUCUUCUAAUGAUGUUGUUGAAAUAAUAAGCAGUGAUGAAGAAGUGACUGUGGAGAAUAUAAAAGCGGGUCCUUCAAAUAUGCAAAAUAAACAAAUCCAAACCCUUGAUAAAGAAAAAGAAGGAAAAUCCUAUAAAAUAAAGGAAGCUGAAUCGAUAAAAGUAGUACCCGAAGUAGAAUCCAAAUUGUGUAAAAAUAAUAACUCUAAUAGCGGAAUUAGUGCUAUUAAAUCUAUCAAUGUUGAAAUGCCACCAUGUAUAGUUGUUAAAAAUCAAAUAUCUGCUGCCGAUAGAAUGACAUUUAACAAAAUACUAGAAAUAAAAAAAGAAUCAGCUGUAGGAUAUAAUCAGGAUAAUGAAAUGAUAUAUACUUCAAAUCCUGAUGAAAUAAUAGACUUAAAUGAAUUUAAUUAUGAUGAAGACGUGGAACCAACAGGAAUAGCAGUUAACAUUUUUAAUGAAAAUUUGUUAAAAGAAACAGAAAUGAAGAAAGAAGCUGAAGAAAGAAAAAAGAAGGAAGAAGAAAGACUAAAACAAGAAUACGAUGAAAGAAAGAAAAAAGAAAAUGAUGAUAGAAUGAAGAAAGAAAAUGAGGAAAGGAUGAAAAAAGAAGAAAUGAAGAAAAGAGAAUUUGAAAAGAGAAUUUUAAAUGAGAGAAAGAAAAAGGAAGAUGAAGAAAGAAAGAUCAAAGAAGAUGAAGAAAGGAAGAAAAAAGAAGAAAAUGAAAGAAAGAUGAGAGAUUUACAAGAAACAAUGAAAAAAGAAGCAGAAAGAAAACUCGCAGAAAAAUAUGAAGCAGAAAGGCAAAGAAAAAUUAUUGAUGAUAGGAUUAGUGCAUAUGAUUUAAGGUUAAGAAAUGUAUUGAAACAACAAAUGAUGGGAAUGGAAAAAAGAGUUGUAGUUAAAGAAGAAAUCAUUGAUGAAUGUGUUGAAUGUGUUGAUGACAUUAUGGAAGAAAUAAUAUAUGAAGAGGAUACUUCUGAUGAAGAUGAUGGUUAUGUCGAAGAUCCAUAUUCAGAAGAAAUUCAUUCAAAAGUAAAGAAAGCAAGAAGUUUAAAAACUAUUUUAAAGCGUCAUAAAGAUGUGGUUCAAUUGAGGGGUAAUGAAUUACAAUUGAAAGAAAGAUGCCAAAAAAAUCUAGAUCAAAUAAGAGAAUGUCUAAGAGUUCAAGACUUGGUUAAUAAAAGAGAAAAUGUAAAAGCAUCUACAUCAGAAAAUCUAGUACAGAAAGAAUAUAUGAAGUUUGAUGUAUUAGUGACUGACAAUCCAAAUAUUCUAAAAUUUAAAACCGUUGACAUACCACAACAUAAAGCCGAUGAAUUACAAACACUUAAAAGCAUUGAAAUAAAAAGACUUACAGAAGCUGAAAUACAAAAAUAUACAUCUUCUGAGAAAUACAAAGCUCAUGUAAUUAAAUCUAAAAAAGCUAAAGAAGUGGAAUUAAGAAGAGUUAAAGAAGCUGAAUUAGAAAGAGCUAAUAAUGAACGGGUAAGAAUGAACAACGAACUUGAAGCAAAAAAAUUUAAAGAAGCCGAGUUAAGAAAAAAUAUAACUGUUAAAGAAAAUGAAAUGAAGGGAUUGGAAAAGAGAAGUGUUUUGAAGAAAGUGAAUGAACCAGUAAAUAAUCGAUCUGUUGCACAUACAGAGAUCAAUUUAGUGAAGAAUCAUGGAGUUGUUCCUCCUGUACAAUUUAAGAAAAAAAAUGAACAAGAACAAAAAAAUCGUACAAAUACAGAACAAGCAUUAAUUGAAACUAGAAAAGCAGCAACAAAGGAAGAUUUUGAAACAUUUAAUCCAAGAGAACGAGGAGUAAAAAAGUGUGUAGGAUUUGAUGGGAAAAACUCUAAAACCAUAGAAUCUAAGUUACCUGAAGUUAAAAUGGUAACUAGGACAAGGGGGUUAAGAGUUGAAGAAAAAUUAAAAGAAUCUAAUGUUUCUAAAAAUGUGUCAACUAAACUACGACCACAAAUAAAAUCUUCUGGAUCAACAUCUAUUGCAAGUUCAACUACUGUUGAAAAUCUAUCAAUAGCUAGUAAUGAUAAUAAAAAACAAACUAAGAAUACUGAUGAUGGAAAUAAAGUUUGUACCACUGUACACGUACCACGUGGUAAUGAUAAGAACUUUAAGGAUUUAAAUAUUGAGCCUAAUGUCCUUAUUAGACAAGACAAUUUGAAUCGUGAAGUUAUUGAUACACCAAGAACUCGUACUCGUUCUUCAUCAUUUAAGAAAAAAACAAUUUCAGAAAAUAAGAUUUCUAAGCAAAGUCCAAAUGUUAGUGCACACAUUCAAAAGGAAACUAUUGGAAUGAAGAAGGUUUAUAAUUUACACCCUGAAGGUGAUGCAGCAAAACAAAUUAUUCAAAAUAUUACUAGUAAAAGAUUGUAUAUCCCUGUAGUAAUGUUAGAUACAAAAGAUAUUCCACUUCAUAAAGUUAAUCAGCGAUCAAUUAACUUGAUGAAACAACGAGAAAAUGCUUUAAAACAGAAUCAAGUACAAAAACCAAUUGGAACUAAAAUACAGUUAGAAAAAACAUCUCCUAAGAAACGAGGUCGUAAACGUAAAAUUGAUGUACAAAAUGAAAAACUUCAAAAGUCUAAAAGUAAUGAAGUAACUUCUAAAAAUUGCCGAAAAACGAGAAUAUCAAUAAAAGAGGUAGAACCUCUAGCUAGAAGAACCAGAAGGAGUCUUGGGCUACGCAAUAUUAAAAAUGAGUCUAUGAAUAAGCAGUCUGUUCAGUCAUGUAAAUUUAAAAAGGAGCUUUUGGACAAGUGAGAUGAAAUUUUAUAU
This is a messenger RNA of Melanaphis sacchari, 6323 nucleotides long. Its product is annotated as stress response protein NST1-like. The transcript is spliced from 13 exons. Lineage: Eukaryota; Metazoa; Arthropoda; Insecta; Hemiptera; Aphididae. Bases 771 to 6308 code for a protein of 1845 amino acids. The record is from RefSeq and is a predicted model, not a curated record.